Messenger RNA from Raphanus sativus (radish), 1207 nucleotides. Its product is annotated as tropinone reductase homolog At2g29260, chloroplastic. The transcript has 5 exons. Gene Ontology annotation, molecular function: oxidoreductase activity. NCBI's taxonomy places the organism in Eukaryota, Viridiplantae, Streptophyta, Magnoliopsida, Brassicales, Brassicaceae. The record is from RefSeq and is a predicted model, not a curated record. Bases 154 to 1071 code for a protein of 305 amino acids.
AGUAGAUGAGACUAAAGUCUUAGAGAGAAUUUUCGUCAAAACUGAAAUUUGUUUUUAGUCAAAAUCGAACCGAACCUACCAAACUCGACAUGUUUGUUUCAAAAGAAGAUAAUUGAAACAUAAACUGAGCUCUCUCUCUCUCUCUGUCUGGACAUGGCUUCUGGCUUGUACACAACAAAUCCACCUCAAAACCUUCACUCUCUUGCUUCUUCUUCUUCUCCUAAACCUCAGUCUUUCAAAUCCUCCGUCACCGUCCGUUGCGCAUCCAUUGCCACGUCGUCACCCGCCACAAACAGAUGGUCUCUCCAUGGAAUGUCUGCUCUUGUCACCGGCGGCACCCGAGGCAUCGGGCGUGCGAUAGUUGAAGAACUGGUGUGUCUUGGAGCAAAGGUUCACACUUGCGCUCGCAAUGAGACAGAGCUCGAGGAAUCUUUGAGAGGCUGGAACCGUUCGGGUUUCCAAGUUGAUGGGUCGGUCUGCGAUGUCUCUGAUCGAGCUCAGCGACAGAACCUGAUGGAUACCGUCUCCUCUCUCUUCCACGGGAAGCUCCAUAUCCUUGUAAACAAUGUUGGGACGAACAUCAGGAAACCAAUGGUAGAUUUCACUCCUGAAGAGUUUUCAACUCUCGUCUCCACCAAUUUCGAAUCCGUUUUUCAUUUAUGCCAACUUGCUUAUCCCAUGCUUAGAGCAACCGAGGCUGCAACUGUUGUCUCCAUCUCCUCUGUUUCUGGUUUUGUCUCCCUCAAGAAUAUGUCUGUCCAAUCUGCAACCAAAGGUGCAAUCAAUCAACUUACCAGAAACUUAGCUUGCGAGUGGGCCAAAGACAACAUAAGGGUCAAUGCUGUUGCUCCCUGGUAUAUCAAAACAUCUAUGGUGGAGCAAGUUCUUAGCAACAAAGACUACUUGGAUGAAGUCUACUCUGUCACUCCUCUUGGCCGGCUUGGCGAACCGAAAGAAGUGUCUUCUGCUGUGGCCUUUCUGUGCCUACCUGCAUCAUCGUAUAUCACAGGGCAGAUUAUAUGUGUUGAUGGAGGAAUGUCUAUAAAUGGUUUCUCACCACGACAUGAUUAGUUACCCACUCUUAAUAACAUUUAUUAGUUUCCUUUGUGAUCCUUAUCGUCGUCAUAUGAGACUUUUAACAGCUUUCUGCCUUCUGUGUUUUAUGAGAAUUGAAGUUGUUUUCAUGUUAUAUGACUUUUAAGCUUUA